GGGCACGUGAUCGAUCGAGCUUAGUCAUAUCAUGUGAUGAUCGACGUUUGACGUGUGACGGCAUUAUUUAUAGAGUCGAUCGAGCAGCGCGUCAAUCAAUUUUCCCUGACAAAACAAGUUGUUUAUAGUUAUACCAAGAUGAGCACAGGUUAAAAUUAAGGCAACCUUGAAUCUAAUUGAAACACCACUUAGAUUCGACGAAGACUGAUUUCCUUGUCGACAUCUCGCGACUUAUCUUACUGUAAAUUCUGUGCGGUGGAGUUCGGCCACCACACGCGUACACGUUUACUUUACCCGGUACCAAAUUUGGACGAGUCGCUCGCCGGUAUCUGCCCGCUGCUGGCCGUCCAACUUAGCCUCUUAGUUUGGUCACAGCUCAGCCUCAGCUGGAAGCUAGCCAUACCAUAGAUGUGAAGAUGGGUCGGAAAAGUCAAGAAGGCGGCGGCCGCUGGGGCUCAAGUGUGGACAUCGGUCAUUUUUUAUUUGUUGCUCUGCUUUUCUCAAUGAUCCUGAUUUCAAAUUCAACUUCAAGUUCAAAUUCAAGCCGAAGCAAGAUCAAGACCCAAGAUUAUUUUCCAUGCAGCAAGAGGAACUUCACUUCUGGAGACAGUUUUGUAUGCCAGUGUAACAGUACUUACUGUGACACAAUUGAAGGGUUUCUACCACUUGUUCCCGAUCGUUUUACCUACUACACUUCUAGUAAAUCAAGUGAUCGUCUUACAAAGCGCACAGCACCAAUAUCAUCAAAAUCUAAUGCUUCAGAAUCUACAGUUAUUUUGACAGUUAAUACAUCAUCCUUGUACCAGACCGUCUUGGGUUUUGGUGGUGCUGUGACAGACUCUAUGGCCCUUAGUGUUAAGAACCUAUCUGAAGCAAGCCAGAACAAACUCAUAAGGUCUUACUACUCUGCUGAUGGUCUAGAGUACACACUCUCAAGGAUCAACAUAGGAACAUGUGAUUUCUCGCAGCGACCAUACAGUCUUUGUGAGUCGGAGAAUGAUUUUGAACUGGCAAACUUUUCUCUAGCUGAUGAAGAUAUCAAUUAUAAGAUCCCUGUUCUUCAAGCAGCCAUGAAAGCUAGUGUACGCACUCUAAAGUUCUUCUGUACACAGUGGUCACCUCCAAAAUGGAUGAAGACGAGUGGUACCUACCGAUACAGAGGCCAAGUCAUUGGGGAACCUGGUGGCAAGUAUUACAAGACACUUGCCUUAUAUCUAGCCAAGUUCAUUGAAGGCUAUGCCAAACACAACGUGAGCAUGUGGGGUAUGACAGUACAGAACGAGCCAUGGGCAGGGGCUAUCAAGGACCAACCUAAUGCCUGUAAUUACAUGACCCCUCAGAUGGAGAGAGACUUUGUGAAGCUUGAUCUGGGUCCCACCCUAGAGGAACGUGGUCUGGGGAAUGUCAGUAUCAUGAUGCUGGAUGAUCAAAGGUUUGAGCUUCCCGAUUGGCCUGUUGUGGUUCUUGGUGAUUCUGAGGCCGAGAAGUAUGUCAAGGGUAUCGCUGUUCACUGGUACUGGGACAAACAGUCUCCAACCCUCAAGUUGGAUCUCACCAACAACCUCUUCCCAAGUAAAUUUAUUCUUUACACCGAGGCUUGCCAGGGAACCUCUGAGACGCCUGGUGUUAAGGUGUCCCUGGGAAGCUGGGAACAAGGAGAAGGGUACACCCAGAAUAUCAUACAGAAUAUGAACCACUGGGUGACUGGUUGGGUGGACUGGAACAUGGCUCUUAACAUCCAGGGAGGCCCAAGCUGGAUUGCUCAUAAACUCAAUGCUCCUGUCAUUGUUGAUGCAGAGUAUGAUGUCUUCUACAAGCAACCCAUGUACUACCAUCUAGGUCACUUUAGUAAGUUUGUACCUCCUGAUUCUGUAAGAGUGGAACUUGAGAUAGACCAGAAUGAGGAACAAAAACUUGAUGCUAUCUCCUUCUUAAGACCAGAUGGUUUGGUAGUUCUGGUCGCCAUCAAUGUGCAAGAAGAUCCUAUUCCUAUCACUAUCAACCACAAUGCAACAGGAUUUCUCAACUCGAUCGUUCCGGCCCGCUCAAUACAAACAUACCUCUGGAAGCCAGCUCACUCUUUACACUAGCUCUGAUGGAUAAAGACAACCCAGCACAGUACAGCUUCACAUUGGCUUAUAACCAAAUAUGCAUUAAUAAUCUACCCAUGAGACCUCAUACAGUACAUACCAUAUUUCGCAUUCCACUGCUAUGUUUAUCGUGAAUACUUUCAUAUCUCAUCAUCAUUGAGAAAUAAGAUGGAGUCAAAUUUGCAAUAAUUUCUUGAUGAUUGUUAGAUUGUUUAUAUUUUCUAUGCAACAUUUUGUAUUUUUAUAACUCACCUACAUGUAUGUACUCAAACAAAUUGUAAUACAACCUGUAUGUAUCACUAUCAGUAUCAACCAUUAUUAACAGUGCAUAAACAUUUUAGCUGGAUGAAGAGGUGUUCCAAAUACUAAUGUAAAUAUACACUAUAUGUAUUAAUCUGCAUCAUUAUAUUUUGUGUGAAUGACAUAGUGCAAUCAUGAAUUAAAUCAUUUAUUAUUGUCCAUUUCAAGGUUAUUUCUUAAUUCUUUUUUUAAGUGCCAAUAUUCCAUAUGACAACGUAUAUUUUACCCUACAUCACUUACCUCUGUGUCCUUUUUUGUUAGAUUUUGUGGCCGAAUCACUGUUCAAUCUUGUGUUUUUUUCGUGAUGUUUAUGAAGGAUGCAUACUCCAAUGCCUCAAUUCUAUGUGGUUUAUAGAUAUACUUCUUUAUUUGGGGAGGGUUGUGAUGGGAUUAUAAUUGUGAGUAAUUUUGUUAAUCUUCCUCUGCAUUUUUUGCGAGACUAUGACAUAUGUCUUCCAUUGUUUUAAAGGGAUUGUUUAACUUAAUUCAGGAUGUAAAGAUAUUUUUUCCCUUACUGCUAAUGGUAUAGUCAUAAUUGGAAACCUAUAGGUCAGAAAGGAACUGCCAGAGAUUUUUAAGCUAAUUGGUUUUUCAAUUGCUUUAGUCCUUUGCCUUUUUUAAAUUCUUCCACAGAAGAAUUUCAUGUUUGUUUGAAUAUUUUCAAUUUUGGGUAAUUAUAAUAAUGUUUUGUACUGUAUCUGCCAUUUGGUUUUUAUAAUCCAAGUUAUUUAAGUGUGCUAAAGCUGCUUGUUCUGUUUACUCAGAUAUGUCCUGUGCAUUUUCCCCCCUUUAUUCCUGUAUUGAGCAAUUUGAAUGUUUAAUAGAGUGAGGAAUUACUACUUAAUCUCUGUGAUAAUGAUGACUGCAUCAAUAAGUGUCCAUAUAAAUGAUAAUACAAUAAUUACAUUUAUAUGGCGCAUAAUACUACAUUUAUAUGGCGCUUAAUACUACAUUUAUAUGGCGCUUGAUAAUACAUUUAUAUGGCGCUUAAUACUACAUUUAUAUGGUGCUUGAUUAUACAUUUAUAUGGCACUUAAUUAAUACUACAUUUACAUGGAGCUUAAUACUACAUGUAUAUGGGGCUUAAUACUACAUUUAUAUGGCGCUUAAUACUCGGUGUUUCAAAGUGCUUUACAUUGUGAUUAUUAUUACCCUGGUCAUCGGAUCCUUGCAUGCCCGCACACGAUAUAUGCACUUUCUCCAUUCCCUGGGGAGCAUUCCAACAAGAGUUCCAAAACUUGAUUGCUAGGCAUACUACAUCCUGGGUACCCAUUUAACACUGGGGUGGAGAGAGGUAAAGUGUGGAUUGACGCCUUGCCAUAGGUUGCUAGGCCACAGGGGAUUUGAACACACGACCCUCUGAUUUACAAUGCGAGAGUUAACACUGUAGGCUAAGGAGGGAAAAUAAUAACUUUUUAACUUAUUGUGAAGAUUUUAAAUAAUGCUUAUGAAAUUGAAUUUUAAGGGUUUUCUCUUAAAAUAUUGUAACAUGCACUGAGAGCAGAACGGGCCCCACAGCUUAGAUUUUUGCAAAUCUCUACAAAGUUUUAAUAUAACAUCUGAUUAUAUAUAUUCAUACAGUUUAUCUGAUGUAAGUUCUGCAAUUCUCCUAUCAGGUUAAAUAGACGGGUAAGCAGAGGCAUAAUAUAUGUUUUAUGGUACCAAAUACCAUUUUCAAAGUGUUUAAAAAAUGUUUAAAUGUGUCAGUGUGAUUUAUAGAUGCCAAUUUCUACCUCUAUUAAUGUAUAAUGGUUUUCUAAGCAAAUUUCUUUGCGAGGUACCUCCAAGGAUUCAAUUGAAAUGCACUCUGCACUUAAAUAAAGAUCUAUAAAACGGGCAACAUGUACUUUUAUUAUUCAUUAGGGUAUGAUAGUUCCUCAGCAUGAAUAGAACAGAAUUGUUUAUGUCUCAUUAAUUUCUCCUCAAGAGAUCAAUAGAUGAAAUAUACUUUAAAAAAACAAUGUUUAUCAAUGUACAUAAAAUGUAUUAAAGAGAGAGACAAAAGUUACGGUAUGCCUUAUCUGAACAUCACUUUAUACUCUCUGCCAAAAAUCUAAUCCUGCCCAUUUGCUCUUCAUGUAUAAACGGUAGACAUGGUUUGGUUUUUGCCCAAGGCAUGUCUGACAUAUCAAUUAGUAUGGAAAUUGGAGUCCAGGCACGAAGAAGCAAAUUAAUUAUGAAUACAUGACUGGCUAUGUACAUGUGUUUCUAGAGACUAGUAUCCUGUUUCAUGAUUGGAUUAAAGCUUCUUCACUGGUUGUACCAUGUGCAGUAAGAAAAUUCAUCAGUUUUCAGAUUCUUCAAUAGAAGCAAUCAAUGUAGGAGUCAUGUAGCAGUCAUGCAACAUUUGCUCCUCCACUGAUUUUUCUGAAGAUAAAUGUAUAAGGUGAUGGGGUACUUGGUUCAGAAUCGUAUGAGCAUCGGGAUUGAGGUGCAGGUAUUACCUCAGGUUUAUGUUUGGCUUGAUGAGCACAUGUAGGAGCAAUUGUCAUGGAACCCAUUUACAGGUAACAACCAUAAAACGUGUGCUCCGAAAGAAAUGUGCAAUAAUUCAAAAUAAUUACUUUACAAACUGGUCUACUCCAUUCUGUCCUGAAUUGCUGGAGGCACAAUAUUGUAGGUGAUUGCCAAGUUCUAUAGAUAGAGGAAAAUACCAGCUAUGGGUGAUGCAUAUGGAUUUAUAGGAAACUGUAAGAAGAAUGAUAUGUUGAGAAAAAAUCACAAGCUACAAAUUUCAUUUCUUCCUCUAACAUUUUUUUUUACCCCCGACACGUUUACUUCUUGAUAUUUUUUUCCUUUAUUAUUUACACCAAACUGAUCCCAUCACCACCUACUAUUUGCUAGGUAAAAAAUUACUAAUAUUGUGAAGAAUCUGGAGAAAUCCCUAAGUGAAUAGUUCUUAUAUUAUCAUGGAAGUAGUUUGUAUAAUUUGUAAGUAACCAUGCAAUGUUCAUGGAAUGAUGAUAUUUCUGUAACAAAUAAUUUGUACAUAAUUGAAAGUGGAUGAAGAGAUGAUUGCAGAAUAGAUAUUUAAAUGAAA
Molecule: messenger RNA, 5430 nt
Organism: Lytechinus pictus (painted urchin)
Lineage: Eukaryota; Metazoa; Echinodermata; Echinoidea; Temnopleuroida; Toxopneustidae
Product: lysosomal acid glucosylceramidase-like
Exons: 10
Coding region: 417-2090 (557 amino acids)
Biological process (GO): glucosylceramide catabolic process
Molecular function (GO): glucosylceramidase activity
Source: RefSeq, a predicted model, not a curated record